This is a messenger RNA of Miscanthus lutarioriparius, 285 nucleotides long. NCBI's taxonomy places the organism in Eukaryota, Viridiplantae, Streptophyta, Magnoliopsida, Poales, Poaceae. The record is from the annotation of a GenBank genome assembly.
AUGAUGGGCUGUUGCAGCAGGAGCAGGGUUGUUUGUCCAGUGCUGCUGCUAGUAGUGCUGCUUCUCCUGCUGAGCCCGUGUUCAGCUGAGCUCCACGCCGCAGCGAUACGGCCGGCCCGGCGGCUGCUGCUGGUGUCGCGGCCGUCGAGGAGCCGGCAGAAGGCCGAGCAGCAGCAGCAGCAGCAGAUGCGGGUCGGCGGCGGGAGCACGCCCUUCAAGCAGGCCGCCGCGAGCUUCGGCCGGAGGAUACCCAGAUCCGGCCGGAAUCCCAUCCAGAACAGAUGA